AGACGGCGGCGGCGUCUGCGGGAAGCCGUGUGUCUCCGCAGUGACGUGGGCGGGCCGAGGGCUCGGUGACGUCAGAGGGCUGUGUGUAGCGAUGUGUGUGGGGUUCGGAGCGGCGCCGGCACAGCCGAAGGGAGCGGGCGAGCGGCGACGGCGGCGGCGGGCACAGAUUAUUUAAAAGAAGAAUGAACUAUAAUCCUUGAAGAUAACUGGGCAGUUUUUUGAGUCGGAGGCUGUUCUUACUGGUGUGAGGAUUUAUACAAGUAUUCAGUUUUUCAACACAGACCAAGAGACCAUCAUUUUUAGAGGAGAUACUCCCUCUGCCCCCAAUUUUGGUGUCCUUGGUGGCAAAAAUUAGAUUUGGUUGCAUCAUUUUCACUUGUGCUUGAGUCUAGACACAAGUAAUGGCAUAAACUUUCCACGUGUUUUGCUUAAAACAAAUCAAAUCAUUACAUUGAACUUGGACAUCUUGAAUUGAGAAAUUGGUAACUUUAUUUUAAUACAUAUAGCUGAAGAAUUCAAGAAGACAAAAGCUUCCUCAGAGGUGUGCCUCUGAAAAUUAUAUUCUUUAUAAUUAGAGACAAAACAAGAAAUUUUAUAGCGUUUGUAGUGGAAUUAUAGUAGAUUAUAAACAGAACCGAAACAAAGUUGCAAAAUCUAUUGAGUAAGGAGAUCUCUCUUUGGAAAUUUAAAUUUUCUGUGAGAGUAAGUUACCGUAAUUUGUAUACAUUACUUUUCUCUCUUCAAAUAAGCAACUGAAUAAAAAUGCAAAUCUCAGGCUUAAUUAUUUAACAGAAUAGCGAAGCAAUGGAAAACCUACAGACUAAUUUCUCCUUGGUUCAGGGCUCAAAUAAAAAACUGAAUGGGAUGGGAGAUGAUGGCAGCCCUCCAGCGAAGAAAAUGAUGACAGACAUUCAUGCAAAUGGAAAAAUGAUAAACAAGGUGCCAAUAGUUAAGAAGGAACACUUGGAUGACUAUGGAGAAGUGCCAAUGGAAACUGAUGGAGAGCAUGUCAAGCGAACCUGUGCUUCUGUGCCUGAACCUUUAAAUUUAAAUCCAAGUUUGAAACACACUUUGGCACAAUUCCAUUUAAGUAGUCAGAGCUCUCUGGGUGGCCCAGCAGCAUUUUCCGCUCGCUAUUCCCAAGAAAGCAUGUCACCUACUGUAUUUCUGCCUCUUCCAUCUCCUCAGGUUCUUCCUGGCCCACUGCUCAUUCCUUCCGAUAGCUCCACAGAACUCACGCAGACUGUGUUGGAAGGGGAAUCUAUUUCUUGUUUUCAAGUUGGAGGAGAAAAGAGACUCUGUUUGCCCCAAGUCUUAAAUUCUGUUCUCCGAGAAUUUUCACUCCAGCAAAUAAAUACAGUGUGUGAUGAAUUGUACAUAUAUUGUUCAAGGUGUACUUCAGACCAGCUUCAUAUCUUAAAGGUCCUGGGAAUACUCCCAUUCAAUGCCCCGUCCUGUGGGCUGAUUACAUUAACUGAUGCACAAAGAUUAUGUAAUGCUUUAUUGCGGCCACGAACUUUUCCUCAAAAUGGUAGCAUACUUCCUGCUAAAAACUCACUGGCCCAAUUAAAGGAAACUGGUAGUGCCUUUGAAGUGGAACAUGAAUGCUUGGGCAAAUGUCAGGGUCUGUUUGCACCCCAAUUUUAUGUUCAGCCUGAUGCUCCAUGUAUUCAGUGUCUGGAGUGCUGUGGAAUGUUUGCACCCCAAACAUUUGUAAUGCAUUCUCACAGAUCGCCUGACAAAAGAACUUGCCACUGGGGCUUUGAAUCAGCCAAAUGGCAUUGCUAUCUUCAUGUGAACCAAAAAUAUUUAGGGACACCUGAAGAAAAGAAACUGAAGAUAAUUUUGGAAGAAAUGAAGGAGAAAUUUAGCAUGAGAAAUGGAAAGAGAAAUCAAUCCAAGACAGAUGCACCACCAGGAAUGGAGUUACAGUCAUGGUAUCCUGUUAUAAAGCAGGAGGGUGACCAUGUUUCUCAGACACAUUCAUUUUUACAUCCCAGUUACUACUUAUACAUGUGUGAUAAAGUGGUUGCCCCAAAUGUGUCACUUAGUUCUGCUGGAUCCCAGUCUAAAGAGAUCACAAAGACAGAAGCAAGUAAGUCCAUAUCGAGACAGUCAGAGAAGCCUCACAGUAGCAGUAAACAUCACAAAACAGUGUCUUAUCCAGAUGUCUCACUUGAAGAACAGGAGAAAAUGGACUUAAAAACGAGUAGAGAAUUAUGUAGCCAUUUAGAUUCAUCAAUUUCAAAUAAUUCUACAAAUAAAAAAAAGUCUGAGUCUACUGCUUGCAACUUAGUUAGAGACCCAGUCAAAGUGGGACUUGCUCAAGAUGCUGCGGCUUCAUCUCCACUUCUUGUCAAAGAUGUCAUUUGUGAGGAUGAUAAGGGAAAAAUCAUGGAAGAAGUAAUGAGAACUUAUGUAAAACAACAAGAAAAACUCAACUCAAUUUUGCAAAAGAAGCAACAACUUCAGAUGGAAGUGGAAAUGUUAAAUAGUUCAAAAGCAGUAAAGGAACUUACUGAAGAACAACAGAAUUUGCAGAAAGAGCUUGAAUCUUUGCAGAAUGAACAUGCUCAAAGAAUGGAAGAAUUUUAUGUUGAACAGAAGGAUUUAGAGAAAAAGUUGGAGCAAGUAAUGAAGCAAAAAUGUACCUGUGACUCAAAUUUAGAAAAAGACAAAGAGGCUGAAUAUGCAGCACAGUUGGCAGAACUGAGACAGAGAUUGGACCAUGCCGAGGCUGAUAGGCAAGAACUCCAAGAUGAACUCAGACAGGAACGGGAAGCAAGACAGAAGUUAGAGAUGAUGAUAAAGGAGCUAAAGCUGCAAAUUUUGAAAUCAUCGAAGACUGCUAAAGAAUAGAAACUGUUAAAGAGACUCAUCUGUGUAUUAUUUACAGGGUUUUUUUUGUUUGUUGCUUGCUUUGGUAAUUGAAUUCUGAACAACUUACCUGCAUGAAGAUAACUAGGCAUUCUAUCCAUUUGUAGAUUAGAGAAAGUGAAGAGAUUAUAUAUUAGUACAUAAAUUUUUACAUUUUCGAAAUGAAUGAAAAUGUAUGUUUCUUUGUACUUUUUUUUUUUAAAUCAGCUUAAUAACAAUACUAUAUGGUUUCAACCAGUAGAUAAUCUGCCUAUAUUUCUAAUGCAAACUUAACAAUUGUAUACUUUUUAAAAGCUGCAGUGUGCAAUGGAAAA
Messenger RNA from Propithecus coquereli (Coquerel's sifaka), 3191 nucleotides. RefSeq names its product SKI-like proto-oncogene (gene SKIL). Bases 805 to 2859 code for a protein of 684 amino acids. The transcript is spliced from 8 exons. Gene Ontology annotation, molecular function: RNA polymerase II cis-regulatory region sequence-specific DNA binding; DNA-binding transcription factor activity, RNA polymerase II-specific; SMAD binding. The record is from RefSeq and is a predicted model, not a curated record. Gene Ontology annotation, cellular component: nucleus. Gene Ontology annotation, biological process: negative regulation of BMP signaling pathway. Lineage: Eukaryota; Metazoa; Chordata; Mammalia; Primates; Indriidae.